Mollisia scopiformis is the source of this 2015-nucleotide messenger RNA. Its product is annotated as MFS general substrate transporter. Gene Ontology annotation, biological process: transmembrane transport. Bases 260 to 1951 code for a protein of 563 amino acids. The record is from RefSeq and is a predicted model, not a curated record. The transcript has 9 exons. Lineage: Eukaryota; Fungi; Ascomycota; Leotiomycetes; Helotiales; Mollisiaceae. Gene Ontology annotation, molecular function: transmembrane transporter activity.
CAAAAAAAAGGGGACGUAUAACAUGGGAGAAGGGUGCUCCCGUCAUUGGCGGAGAUUGCGGUAUUAUUAGCGAAAGCUGAUGAGUCCACCAGAUUCGGAGUGCAUUCGCCCCCGUCUCCGUCGGAGACAGCCAACGAAUUUAGCAUGUACUUGUAUGAGAUGGAUAACUGGGCUCUUGAAAGAUCAAACGGUGAAGCCUCACCAGUAUCCUCCAUAGGACGAUAUCUUCUACUAUACUUUCUUUGGAACAAACUCCAAGAUGGACGACUCAACUACCAGCGAUGCAAAUUCCUUGAACAGAAACUCUCUCGGAGAAAAAGAAAAGAGGGAAGGAGAAAAAGAUGGAAUUCCCGUUCCAAGCAAUGAUUCAAGCUCUGAACAGCCAACGGAGUUACAAGAGAUCCCGGAGGUGUUGACUGGCUACCCGCUGGUGAUGUUGAUUGCGGCCAUAUCAUUGGCGGGGUUCUUGUAUAGCUUGGAUGUCACUAUCAUUGUGACUGCUGUCCCCGUGAUCACAACACACUUUCAUAGGAUUCAGGAUAUUGGCUGGUACGGAAGUGCAUACUUGAUAACAUUAUGUGCAAUCGCACCCCUCACCGGAAAAUUAUAUCAAUUCUACAACUCCAAGAUCACCUUCUUCACAUUCGUCGUAAUCUUCGAGAUCGGCUCUCUAAUAUGCGGAGUCGCCCCGACAUCAACAGCUCUCAUCGUCGGUCGUGCGGUCGCUGGCAUAGGCGGAGCAGGAAUCUUCAGCGGUGGCUUCACGAUUGUCGCUACUUCGGCGCCUAAGGAAAAACGCACACAACUCGUAGCGUUCAUCUACGCUUUUGCUAUGUUGGGCAGCAUUAUAUCGCCCAUAAUUGGAGGAGUUUUGACGGAGAAGGCGUCUUGGAGGUGGUGCUUCUACAUUAAUUUACCAGCAGGAGCUGUUACAUUGGUUCUUAUUGCCUUCAUUCGCAUUCCGGAAGCCAAAGCGAAGAGAGAGAACAGACCUACGCUUUACGAAAGUGUUCAUCGACUUGACCCCAUCGGAUUUGCCCUCUUUGCGCCGUUUUGUAUUAUGGUCCUUUUACCUCUGCAAUGGGGUGGAUCUACCUACUCUUGGAAUUCUUCCAUCAUCAUUGGCUUAUUUGUUGGAGCUGCAGCUUGUCUCGCAGUAUUCAUUUUCUGGGAGAGCAGGAGAGGCGACACUGCUAUGGUUCCCCUAUCUAUUCUGUGCCGCCGGGUUAUUUACUCUAGCUGCCUCGUCGUGGCGGCUCAAUAUGGGUCUCUAUCAAUAUUUGCUUAUUACUUGCCCGUGUGGUUCCAGACUAUACUGGGAGUGAGUCCGAUUAAAAGUGGGGUGUACUUCAUGGCCACGGCAGCGACGGUUAUCACAGUCACCUUUAUGACCGGCAUCAUUGCCGGAAAGUUGGGAACUCCCACCAUCUUCGUCCUUGUAGGAAACUUAAUCACGACCGUCGGCGGUGGUCUCAUGUCAACCUUCAACACAUCAACUCGCACCGGCGCAUGGGUAGGCUAUCAAAUCCUUACCGGAUUCGGCCGUGGUAUGACAUUACAGCAACCGAUCAACGCAGCCCAGCAUGCUCUUGAUCCGUCCACAAUGGCAGUCGGCACAUCACUUGUCAUUUUCUGUCAAUACUUUGGAGGAGCGGUGUUUUUAGCUCUGGCAGAGACUGAUUUCAGUAGUUCUUUGCGAUCGGCACUCAGGGAAUAUGCUGCGGGAGUUGAUUCAGCGUUGAUUUUUGAGGUUGGAGCUUCGGGAGUUAGAGCCGCUGUGACGAGUGAACAACUUCCUGGGGUGCUGAAAGCGUAUAAUGAAGCUAUUACGAAUACUUUUUACCUUGCUUGCGCUGCAUCUGCGGCCGCAUUCCUUGCCGCGUGGGGCAUGGGUCUCAAGAGCAUAAAGAAGAAGAAAGAGCCAACUGCGGAUACAACUGAGGAGGCAUGAGCAAUAAUGGGUGAGAUUGUGGAUGAAAAACGAAUGACCUUGACUUUUUUCCUUUGUAUAUACU